UGGGCUCAUGUUUACGAACGACUGGAGAAGCACGAUAGGGAUAUGAUCAAGGGAUACUCAGAGGACAUAGAUAGUUUACUCAUUUUCGCGGGUCUGUUUUCGGCCGUCCUCACCGCGUUCCUGGUCGAAGCAUACACUCAAUUGCAGCCGGACAAUACGCAGAUAUCGGUCCAGCUCCUCGCAGAUAUAUCGAUCCAACUCCGUCAGAUUUCGACGAGCCAGACCGCUCCUGCUUCAGCCGACUCAAAUUCAACAAGAAUACCAUUCCACGCCGAGCCGCACGUGGUCGCUGUUAACAUUCUGUGGUUUCUGAGCCUCAAUCUCUCCCUCGCAUCUGCUCUGCUUGGCAUAUUUAUCAAGCAAUGGCUCCGA
Punctularia strigosozonata HHB-11173 SS5 is the source of this 372-nucleotide messenger RNA. RefSeq lists its product as uncharacterized. The annotation marks the transcript as partial. The transcript is spliced from 2 exons. Lineage: Eukaryota; Fungi; Basidiomycota; Agaricomycetes; Corticiales; Punctulariaceae. The record is from RefSeq and is a predicted model, not a curated record.